Molecule: messenger RNA, 41162 nt
Organism: Coregonus sp. 'balchen'
Lineage: Eukaryota; Metazoa; Chordata; Actinopteri; Salmoniformes; Salmonidae
Source: the annotation of a GenBank genome assembly
AUGGCUGCUGUGCCUGUGCUCUGCCACGUGGAGACUGCUGCAGCUGUAGUGCGGUGAGUCUUUGUCCUGACAUGGAGCAGCUAGCAUACAGCUCUACUGUGCGGUCAUCAUAACUGCACGUUUUCCAUCUCGUACAGAGGAAUUCUAUUCAUUUUGAUUAGAUCACACAGAGAUGGCUAAUGAGAUUCAUUAGAAAGGGGGUUUUGUGUGUCGUUGUAGCGACGCAACCUGCCCCACUGGAGUAGAACGACUCUGCCGUGUUUCUUUGUCUGCUCUGCAGUCGGCUAGUUUCACUGAAACGCUAGUUCCACUCCUGAAUGCCCGGAAUCGAAACGUUAGUCGGAGCAAACAGACAGACUGCCAGUCUGACCAGGGCAGGGCAGGGCAGGAGUCCCAGCAUGCUCCAGGGCAUGGCAUUGCAACGAUGACCUUCACUGUGCCCUCUGUCCUCCUAUGGCGGGGACUUUGUUAUGACUGGUGUGAGUUGUGAGACGUGGCAGAGAGGGUGACUGCUGCUGGGUGCCCGUUCAGAGUGGCACUGUAAUGAGUGCUCUCUGCCCGUUUAGUGGCUAAUCUCUUCAUUAUUCAAAACUGUCUAUUGCAAAGUUCCAGUCCGAACUGGGUAGGUAGCAACACUCGCUGGCCGCAUUCAUCAGUCAGCCAGUCAGUCCCAGCCAGUCAGUCAGUCCCAUCAGCCAGCCAGUCAGUCUCAGUCAGCCAGUCAGCCAGUCAGCCAUUCAGUCAGCCAGUCAGUCAGUCAGCCAUCAGUCAGCCAGUCAUUCAGCAGUCAAGCACCAGUCCGCCAGUCAGUCGCCAGCGUCAGUCAGCCAGUCCGUCAGCCAGUCAGCCAGUCAGCCAGUCCACCAGUCAGCCAGUCGUCAGUCCGCCAGUCGUCCAAGCAGUCGCAGCCAGUCAUCAGCCUCACCAGCCAGUCAGUCAGCCGUCAGUCAGCCAGUCCCUCCACCAUGCUUUCUUUUCUUCUGUCUUUUUGAAAAGGGGAUAAACCGGUCUGCUUGCGUUUAAAAAGAGCAGCUGUUAGUAGAGAGUUUUGGCACGAGCACGCUGAGCUCUCUACCCCUCGCAGCAUCUACAGAGAGAUCUGGACUACCCUGAAAGAGACCAUUCCUACUGGGCUGCUCAGGCCUUUACACACGCUAUGUUAUCUGCCAAAAGACACCCAAUAGAAAACCCUUAAAAAAAUACAGUGAAUCGUUUUUUUACCCACAAACUUUGUUCUUUCUUUCAGAGUCUUUGUAUGCUAUAAUGUUUUAGACAGGCUUCAAUUGUACAUUGGAUUAUGUAAACUUGUGGGUGGAUCACCCCAUGUACCUUUCCCAGUGAUGUAGAGGAUGAGUAACCACUGACAAGUGUGAAUAUAACCUCACAUAUGCUGCUCAGCACCACACAUAGAGUGACUGUGAUACCAUGUACUUUACAUCAGUGACUAACGCUCCAAAUGUUCAGCUCAGCUCUCUGGUCCAAGAGCCCUUUAUGGGAUGAUGAUGCUACGGUAGAUACAGGUCCUUCCCUGCUGCCUGCUCAUAGCUCGGACUCAGAUGUGUGGGAUGAUCCUCUGAUUCAGAUGGCCCUAGCUUAUUUCUGCCAUAUCUGUUCUUUAAAACGACCAAGGUGGUGAAACAUUUUUGUUAGCCUUUUCAUGUAAGAUAUAUGGUACUUGCAAAUGCACAUCCCAAACAUUAGUAUGGUGCCAUGGUUAAAAGGCAAUGGGGAACUGUACAGAGAUCAGAUACAGAAACCAGAAUCACAUUUCUUUACCUGGAGGCAGCUCUGCAGAGUGGUCACUAGCUGUCACAGCCACAAAGUCAUAAAAUCUGACUUUAAACAUAACCGUAACCUUAACCCUAACCACACUGCUAACCCUAAUGCCUAACCCUAACCUUAAAUGAAUACCAAAAAGCUAUAAAAAAAAUAAAAAAAAUAAUAAAAUAGCCAAUUAUGACUUUGCAGCUGGCCCAUCUAGCAUAAAUCGCUAAUUUCUGCCUCCAGGGCAAGAUUCAUGACAAUAAACGUCAACCUGUGUACAUAUCCUGGAGCCAGAGGGAAAGUGUCUCGUUUCCCAUUCUGUUAAAACACCCUGGUCAGAUCAGCAGCUCUCUCUGAUGAGAAAUUAUUCUCCAAAAUAUCACACAUCCACUGGGCCUUCUUAAUAAUAGUCCCUUACUGGCCUCUCUCAAGGGCACGGGCUGAAUGUAGGGUAGAUGACAGAACACAGACAGACGUACAGGCGGAGCAGCCUCCGCUCUACAGGAGACAUGUGCAACCGUUCUAAAUGUUUAGCCCAUUUAGUACAUACCAUUUAGUAUGUAGUGUAUGUUCAUAACUAAUGGCCUUAGUUUUAGGGUCACUGAAGGGUUGUAAGGCCUACAUAGGACAUGUACUACUGAGUAUACAGCAGAGUGAUUCUGUUCACCUGACAUUAAAUAUUGAUUCCCUGUUCGCUCGGGAACAUCCUACAUGAGGCUUGUGUUUCUGUUGCACCGUUCUCCAGUUUCUUUCAGUCUCUUAACACACACUUACAUACACACUCACACACACAGAGGGGCGGGGGGUUAACACACUCUCUGUGAGUGGGUGGGCUAAUCGAUAGUGAGGGCUGUAAUUGAUUGGGCUGGCCCGGCCUCUCUUCAUCUUGCAGAAACCAAACACCCUCUGGAGAGACAGGACAGGGGAGGCCUGGCUCAGUUUACUGCAUGUGAACCCCAGCACACCUGUGGUGCAUGGUACACUACUGUAUUAGAGGGAUGGAGAUGGAAAGUGAAACCCACUGCAGGGGAAUUUUACAGUAGCUAGAUGGUGGAAUGUUGAUGGAUGUAGUUACCACUUUGGUACUCUGUUAUUGAAAAGUCCUUUUUAGAUGUUCAUGCCUGAACUAAAAUAUCUUUUACCAAGUCCCCUUAGUUCUAUACUGAAUGAUCAUCAUUAUAACUCAUAGUGUUAUGUUUUUCCAAUGCCAGACUUCCCAGAGCUCACCACAACCAGCACCUAUCUACCACGGACCCUCCCUGACCUCUGUCACCAUGGAGCUGGACUUCGGCCAUUUUGACGAGCGCGACAAGCCCCGUACCCCACGGGGCGGGCGCAUGAAUGGGUUGCCCAGCCCCACCCACAGCGCCCACUGCAGCUUCUACCGCACGCGCACCCUGCAGGCCCUCACCAACGAGAAGAAGGCCAAGAAGGUGCGCUUCUACCGCAACGGAGACCGCUACUUCAAGGGCAUCGUGUACGCCGUGGCAGUUGACCGCUUCCGCACCUUCGACGCCCUCCUGGCCGACCUGACGCGCUCCCUCUCCGACCACAUCAACCUGCCCCAGGGGGUCCGCUUCAUCUUCUCCAUCGACGGAACACGCAAGAUCACCACCAUGGACGAGCUGGAGGAAGGUGAGCUCACAGAGGGUUGGGUGGUAGGGAAUGUGGGGGUCAUUAUGGAGGAAGGUGAGCUCACAGGGGGUUGGGUGGUAGGGGGUGGGGGUCAUUAUGGAGGAAGGUGAGCUCACAGGGGGUUGGGUGGUAGGGGGUGGGGGUCAUUAUGGAGGACGUUGAGCUCACAGGGGGGUUGGGUGGUAGGGGGUGGGGGUCAUUAUGGAGGAAGGUGAGCUCACAGGGGGGUUGGGUGGUAGGGAGUGGGGGUCAUUAUGGAGGAAGGUGAGCUAAAGGGGGGUUGGGUGGUAGGGAGUGGGGGUCAUUAUGGAGGAAGGUGAGCUAAAGGGGGGUUGGGUGGUAGGGGGUGGGGGUCAUUAUGGAGGAAGGUGAGCUCACAGGGGGUUGGGUGGUAGGGGGUGGGGGUCAUUAUGGAGGACGUUGAGCUCACAGGGGGGUUGGGUGGUAGGGGGUGGGGGUCAUUAUGGAGGAAGGUGAGCUAAAGGGGGGUUGGGUGGUAGGGAGUGGGGGUCAUUAUGGAGGAAGGUGAGCUAAAGGGGGGGUUGGGUGGUAGGGAGUGGGGGUCAUUAUGGAGGAAGGUGAGCUAAAGGGGGGUUGGGUGGUAGGGAGUGGGGGUCAUUAUGGAGGAAGGUGAGCUAAAGGGGGGUUGGGUGGUAGGGAGUGGGGGUCAUUAUGGAGGAAGGUGAGCUAAAGGGGGGUUGGGUGGUAGGGAGUGGGGGUCAUUAUGGAGGAAGGUGAGCUAAAGGGGGGUUGGGUGGUAGGGAGUGGGGGUCAUUAUGGAGGAAGGUUAGCUAAAGGGGGGUUGGGUGGUAGGGAGUGGGGGUCAUUAUUGAGGAAGGUGAGCUAAAGGGGGGUUGAGUGCUAGGGAGUGGGGGUCAUUAUGGAGGAAGGUGAGCUAAAGGGGGGUUGGGUGGUAGGGAGUAGGGCUGUAGGGCUGUGUCAGUAAAUUUUGCCAACCGGUUAUUGUCAUAUGCUAGAUUUAGAGUUAUUUGGCAGCUUUAGUUGUGAAUGAUACAAACCAUAAAAUGUCUUAGAAAUCAAAACAUAUAUGGGCUGCAUGAUGUGACUAAAUGCUAUUGAUGAUUUGAGAAAGUCGCAAAAAAAAGUUUGCGCUCUAUUCCUUGCCUCAGGCUGCACAUGCUGUGUGUUCGCUCAUCAAAUUAUCAUAUUUUCACCCAUCAGACUAUUCUCAAUUGAAUCUUGUCUUUACUAAUAUGUAAAAUUUGUCUCGAUUUAGAAUGGCCCAUUUAUCAAAUGGGCAAGAACAGGAGCAAGACAAAAAAGAUGUCUGGAAUAGCGAAUGGAGGCCACUUUCCCGGCAGUACGUUUUUCAGUCAUGUCGGGUAGGCUACUCCGGUAAUUUCGCUGCAGGACAGGUGAUAUUCCACCCAAACUGUGUAUGCCAUGGGCUCUCCAACCCUGUUCCUGCAGCUACCCAGUGCUUAAUUUGGGAAACCAAGUGAAAUCUGUUCGGCAACCUUGAUAGUAACGUUUUCACAAUGAAACAUAUUUCAUUAAACAGUUGACAGCUGGAGAAAGAAAUGAAGGAGAGAGAGGAGAUGGAAACGCAUGGUGGUGAGAUAUUCUAUAUAGCUAAAGGUAAUGUGCCAUCCAAUUAAUUAUGAAAAUGUAAAAAAUGCCCUAUUACUAGGCUAUUCAAAAUCAAAUACAAAAUGCACUAUAAAUGUAGGCCAAAUCUGAAUUUGUUUAAUAUAGGCUAGACCAAUUAUGUACCAAAGAUAUCUUAAAUCAGUAUUGUUUUAUGUGUUUCUGCCGUGUGUAAUAUGUGGUAGGCUAUGUAUUGUAUAAUGGCACAAUCAACAAAAAAAAUUGGUCUUGGGCUCAUAUACAGUAUACAGAGUGGGGGUCAUUAUGGAGAAAGGUGAGCUCACAGUGAGGUUGGGUGGUAGGUAGUGGGGGUCAUUACUUUAGCGUUAUUACAGGUUUAUAGACAUUUUUGGAAGUGUUUGUGCAUAGUUUCCUCUUUAAGUGAACCUUAUCAUUCUAAGGUCUGUUAAAACCUCUUAAGGAUCGUACCCAUUUUUUCAAUUUUCACCUAAAAUGACAUACCCAUAUCUAACUGCCUGUAGCUCAGUACCUGAAGCAAGGAUAUGCAUAUUAUUGGUACCAUUUGAAAGGAAGCACUUUGAAGUUUGUGGAAAUGUGAAAUUAAUUUAGGAGAAUAUAACACAUUAGAUUUGGUAAAAUAUAAUACAGAGACAUCAGGGGGUCAAACUGUGGAACCCAGUUUCUACAUUUGAAUAUAAAAAUGGAUUUUAUCAAACAAAAAUAUGCUACAUUUUAUCUCUGGGACCUUCAGGAUGACAAAUCAGAGCAAGAUUACUGAAUGUAAGUACAUUAUUUACCGUCAGAGGUGAAUGUGUGAAACCAGUUGCCGAGACAAAAGUGUUUUGUUUGUCAUUCUAUUCACAAAUCCCAUAUUGUGCAGCAACCGUCCCGGUAUAGGGACACCGAUCUCGUAGAGGUUAAUGUGAUCUAGUCUGGCUGGUCGCAACCGUCCCGGUAUAGGGACACCCAUCCCAUAGAGGUUAAUGUGAUCUAGUCUGGCUGGUCUAGCCGGCUGUAAUCUCUGCAUAUUAGAUAUGAUAAUCUGAUGGUUUACAGGGCGAUGGUGCAGUGGAAUAGUGUGCUAUGUUAGUUUACACAGUGUCCUCCAGAGACUCUGCCACUCUGCUAAACGCUGGUAGUUAGUGAGCAGCAGAAGUACAGUCACUUCAGUCAUGCUGUUAAAUCUCAAUAAUUCAUUACCAGUGAUUCACUCAGCGCCUCAGGAGCCACAGAGCAGCAGUCUCAGUAUGUCUGGAGCAGACUUAUGAUAGCAUCAGAACAUCAUCUAGACCAGAGGUUAUUAAACUUUUUCAGCUCGAGACCCAUGUGAGAAAUGUACUGUCCUCAAACGACCCAAAUGAAGUAGAAAUAGUCUGUGAAAAUAAAUGUUUACUCAAAACUCGCGACCCACCGCUCACAUGCCCAGGGCCCACUUUGCGUCCCAACCCAUAGUUUAGGAAACCCUGAUCUAGACUAACUCUCCUAAUAUGAGGAGCUGGUUUACCACCUUACCACCACUUUACCACCACUUUACCACCACUCUCCCUCAACGUGAUCAAGACAAAGGAGAUGAUUGUGGACUACAGGAAAAAAAAAGAGGACUGAGCACGCCCCCAUUCUCAUCGACGGGGCUGUAGUGGAACAGGUUGAGAGCUUCAAGUUCCUUGGUGUCCACAUCACCAACUAUCAUGGUCCAAACACACCAAGACAGUCGUGAAGAGGGCUCGACAAAGCCUAUUCCCCCUCAGGAGACUGAAAAGAUUUGGCAUGGGUCCUCAGAUCCUCAAAAAGUUAUACAGCUGCACCAUCGAAAGCAUCCUGACUGGAUGCAUCACCGCCUGGUAUGGCAACUGCUCGGCCUCCGACUGCAAGGCACUACAGAGGGUAGUACGUACGGCCCAGUACAUCACUGAUGCCAAGCUUCCUGCCAUCCAGGACCUCUAUACCAGGUGGUGUCAGAGGAAGGCCCUAAAAAUGGUCAAAGACUCCAGCCACCAUAGUCAUAGACUGUUCUCUCUGCUACCGCACAGCAAGCGGUACCGGAGCGCCAAGUCUAGGUCCAAAAGGCUUCUUAAUAGCUUCUACCCCCAAGCCAUAAGACUCCUGAACAGCUAAUCAUGGCUACCCAGACUUUCACUGUAAGUAAACAGACUUUCACCUGUUGUAUUCGGCGCAUGUGGCAAAUAACAUUUGAUUUGACUUUACCACCACUUUACCACCACUUUACUACCACUUUACUACCACUUUACCACCACUUUACUACCACUUUACCACCACUUUACUACCACUUUACCACCACUUUACCACCACUUUACCACCACUGUUCCACCACUUUACCACCACUUUACCACCACUGUUCCACUGUCAGUGUCCACCACUUUACUGAUUGCUUUAGUGCUCCUUGGGUCUUUUUGAAGGUUGAUGGAUUGUGAUAAUGAUGCAUACUACUGUCAUCAUGAUCAUCAUAGUCAGUAGGUUGGACACGGAUAGUGAAACAGUUUUCACAUGUAUGAUUUCUUCCUCCUCUCAUUGAUAUGCAUGGGGUAGUAGUCUGCUGCUCUCGUUGUGUGAAACCCUACACUGUUAUUAGAGAUUCUCACAGAGGCUUUUAUCCAGCCAGUGACUCUCACUGGAAUGUACACGUGGAAUUCUCCCCUCAGAAGUGGAGAGAGAGAGCAUUGCAAUGAGAGUGCUUGGCAGGAUCCAAAGCCGUAAUAGCUGCGUCUGCAUCCAGGAAUUAGAAAAUGGUUCCUAAACGGAGCCUGUUGUCCCAGUGGAACCAUCCAUCCAUCUGCCUGGAGGCUGGAGCACAGGCAGCAUUCUGUUUGAUGAGCAGACAGACGGGGUCUCAGCACCUCUCUUUGGCGUGAUGUAAUGUAACGUCUCCUCCUCUCAUUAGUGGGACUCCUCCACCUUUGAUGUGAUCGCUGAGUCUCAGACUCUUCAUAAUUAACCGUACAGGAGUCUUCCAGCCAGCUCAGCCAAUCUCCCUGAAGCAGAAUAUCAUGAAGACUGCUGGAUGCUCUACACACUGCCCUAUCUCUCCUGGACAAGAGGAACACCUAUGUGAGAAUGCUGUUCAUCGACUACAGCUCAGCAUUCAACAUAAUAGUCCCCUCCAAGCUUGACACUGCUCAAGGCCCUGGGUAUGAGCACCUCCCUCUGUAACUGGAUCCUGGACUGCCUGACAGCAGACCCCAGGUGGUGAGGGUAGUCAAUAACACCUCAGCCACGGUGGCCAUUAACACGGGGGGCCUCCCAGGGGUGCAUGCUCAGCCCCCUCCUGUACUCCCUGUACAUCUCUUACUCUGUUAUAUUAAUACCCCCCUCAACAGCAGGAGUGUCUGUUAUUCCUUCUUAUGGUUGCAACAGGACGUUAUAUUAGUGGGAACUUUCAAAGUUUACCAGUAAACUAACAGAAUUUUGGUAACUUUCAAGGUUUGUUUGGAAUUUUAUCAGAUGACAUCUAGUGGCAUUUUUGGGUACUUCAGAUUGUCACACAAGUCUGUAAUGAUCUCUGUCCCUCUGUGUGGCAUUGUCACAUGUAAAAUAUCUAAAAUAAUCAAACAAGAUGAUACAAAAAACAUUCUCCUAAAUAUAAAUCAUCAACUCUGUGAUUACCAUUGGUGUUUAAUAUUAUUUGUAAUUUCAUUUUUAUUUUAGUCAUUUAGCAGAUGCUCUUAUCCAGAGCGACUCACGGGAGCAAUGCCUUGCUCAAGGGCGAAGGUUUCAGCAUGAAAUAUCCUUUUAUAUAUAUAUAUUUGUACACACUUAUUUAUUUGUCUAUGUCAGUAUGACUUUGUUGUAAAUGUUUUGGCGCCAAACUGGUGGCAGUUGUGAAAAAAGUCAAUAGUUGAAAGAGUUGCAGAGUUAAUUGAAAAAAUGCCUUUGUUGAUUAGAUAAUUUUUUCAUUAAUUAGGCUAUUUUCUCUUGAACCAUAUGAUCUAUCCACUAGAAACUCAUGGACAAUAGGGACACAUAUAUAUACAGUGGGGAGAACAAGUAUUUGAUACACUGCCGAUUUUGCAGGUUUUCCUACUUACAAAGCAUGUAGAGGUCUGUCAUUUUUAUCAUAGGUACACUUCAACUGUGAGAGACAUAAUCUAAAACAAAAAUCCAGAAAAUCACAUUGUAUGAUUUUUAAGUAAUUAAUUUGCAUUUUAUUGCAUUUUAUUGCAUGACAUAAGUAUUUGAUCACCUACCAACCAGUAAGAAUUCCAGCUCUCACAGACCUGUUAGUUUUUCUUUAAGAAGCACUCCUGUUCUCCACUCAUUACCUGUAUUAACUGCACCUGUUUGAACUCGUUACCUGUAUAAAAGACACCUGUCCACACACUCAAUCAAACAGACUCCAACCUCUCCACAAUGGCCAAGACCAGAGAGCUGUGUAAGGACAUCAGGGAUAAAAUUGUAGACCUGCACAAGGCUGGGAUGGGCUACAGGACAAUAGGCAAGCAGCUUGGUGAGAAGGCAACAACUGUUGGCGCAAUUAUUAGAAAAUGGAAGAAGUUCAAGAUGACGGUCAAUCACCCUUGGUCUGGGGCUCCAUGCAAGAUCUCACCUCGUGGGGCAUCAAUGAUCAUGAGGAAGGUGAGGGAUCAGCCCAGAACUACACGGCAGGACCUGGUCAAUGACCUGAAGAGAGCUGGGACCACAGUCUCAAAGAAAACCAUUAGUAACACACUACGCCGUCAUGGAUUAAAAUCCUGCAGCGCACGCAAGGUCCCCCUGCUCAAGCCAGCGUAUGUCCAGGCCCGUCUGAAGUUUGCCAAUGACCAUCUGGAUGAUCCAGAGGAGGAAUGGGAGAAGGUCAUGUGGUCUGAUGAGACAAAAAUAUAGCUUUUUUGUCUAAACUCCAUUCGCCGUAUUUGGAGGAAGAAGAAGGAUGAGUACAACCCCAAGAACACCAUCCCAACCGUGAAGCAUGGAGGUGGAAACAUCAUUCUUUGUGGAUGCUUUUCUGCAAAGGGGACAGGACGACUGCACUGUAUUGAGGGGAGGAUGGAUGGGGCCAUGUAUCGCGAGAUCUCGGCCAACAACCUCCUUCCCUCAGUAAGAGCAUUGAAGAUGGGUCGUGGCUGGGUCUUCCAGCAUGACAACGACCCGAAACACACAGCCAGGGCAACUAAGGAGUGGCUCCGUAAGAAGCAUCUCAAGGUCCUGGAGUGGCCUAGCCAGUCUCCAGACCUGAACCCAAUAGAAAAUAUUUGGAGGGAGCUGAAAGUCUGUAUUGCCCAGCGACAGCCCCGAAACCUGAAGGAUCUGGAGAAGGUCUGUAUGGAGCAGUGGGCCAAAAUCCCUGCUGCAGUGUGUGCAAACCUGGUCAAGACCUACAGAAAACGUAUGAUCUCUGUAAUUGCAAACAAAGGUUUCUGUACCAAAUAUUAAGUUCUGCUUUUCUGAUGUAUCAAAUACUUAUGUCAUGCAAUAAAAUGCAAAUUAAUUACUUAAAAAUCAUACAAUGUGAUUUUCUGGAUUUUUGUUUUAGAUUCCGUCUCUCACAGUUGAAGUGUACCUAUGAUAAAAAUUACAGACCUCUACAUGCUUUGUAAGUAGGAAAACCUGCAAAAUCGGCAGUGUAUCAAAUACUUGUUCUCCCCACUGUAUAUAUAUAAAACUAUAUAUGAAUACAUUUUUAUUCAUAAUACAUAAGUUAUUCAAGUAUAAAUGACCAAAGUUACCAUAGAUUGCCAUAUAUUACCUGUUAAUUACUAAAGUUACAGAAUAUUCAGGUAACUUUGGUAAAUUACCGGUAGCUUUGCAACCCUAUUCCUUCUUGUUAGAAAGCUCAUAAAUGAGGUGGAAGUGGGUCUGUAACUAUAUAAAACAGUCUCUCCCAGGAAUGAAGUGAUGCACAGUCUGGGGAGGCUGACAGGUAGGCGGAGCUGAGCUUCCUCUCUCUCUCCAGACACCAGCUGGUUCCCUGUAUUGGGGAGAAUAACUGUUUCUGCCUGCCAGGAAAAAUAGAUCAUAUUGAGGCCUAUUAAUAGAAUAGAAAUAGAUCUUACUGCUACUUAGCGUUAUAAAACGUUUUAGAUUAUAUUAUGUUGCUAGCUGGGAAAUGAUCUAUGGUUGUUAAAAGGGAUGACUUGAGGAAAGAAAGAGAGCCUGCAUGUUUGGAAAAUAGAGUAAAAGCAAGGACAAGUGAAAAUAAAUAUGUGAAGGGCCAUGUAGUGAAGAGAGAAAGGAUAUAGAAGGCAAAAAGAGAUGUCUUCUAGUUUCAGUAUACAGCUGUUAGUUCACUACACUAUGCUAUUUGAAGUACAGCUUGCCAGUAAUGUACUCUACCUUUGGGUUCAUUACCUUGAGACCACACCCCUAAGAGUAAGAAAACCCUGUAACCUUAUACACUUCGCUCUGAUGCAAUUACUUAACUCUUCCUCUCGACUCGUAUGACCCGGGAAUUCAGUGUCCUCUGCCAGUGUUGGUUAAGACUCUCCCUCAACGCCAUCUGCCCAGGAGGCAGAGUUUUUCGAUUACACUCAACACCCUUGGCUAAUUGUGCUGUUCACUUCCCUGGAUACCCUCCCUCCUUCCUACUGACACAUCAACCAUUAUGUCUUAUCUUUCUACUCAUUUUUUUUUCUGACGCCAAUGAACAGGAACACAAAACAACAUGCCAAUUCAUCCGAGUGUGUAGCAGACGUAUUUUCCAAAAAGCUUGGAAGCCCUUGAGGGGGUGUUUCUAGGGAAGGGGGUGGGUGAGAGGGGAAAGGGGCUGAGAUUAUGCAAAUGGUACAAAGAGAUAAACCCUGGCUUAAUUUGAUCAAAAUGAGGUGAUCAUCUCUUCUUGCUUACUGCUUAGGAAAGAGAUGGGGCUUCAGGGGGGUGUCUCUAUGUCGUAUGUGUGGGGCGGCUGAGGCGCUCCAGAGGAGACCAUGUAUGGCAGCAGUGGCAUACUGCAGUUUCAUUUUACAUGUACUUUUUUGUCAUUUAGCAGAUGCUCUUAUCCAGAGCGACUUACAAUAGUGAGUGCAUAAAUUUUUUCGUAGUGGUCCCCCGUGGGAAUUGAACCCACAACCCUGGCAUUGCACGUGUCAUGCUCUACCAACUGAGCCCCCCCUGCAAGAUCAGAAACAUUUGUAGUUUUAUAGCUACUCUCAUGCUGUUCUACAUAUUUUGCAAUGAGGCUGAGAAAAUUGUGGAUUUUUUAAGAUCAUUACCUGCAAUUCUACACAUUGGCAUGUGCAGUUUUUUUUGGCGGGCAACCAUAGAGAUCCUAUAAAAUUACUAGGGGCUAUGUCAUAAACCCUUGACGUUCCAGAAUGGGGUGAAAAUGACAGGCAUAUUGGUCAGGGAGAAAUCCAAACUAGUCUAAUUGGAAUUAAUGGCAGUAGAGGCAUAAUCCUGGUUUUCUUUCCAUGCCAAAGGAAAAUUAAACAAAGGCAUGUGAUAUAUCAGAAAUUCUAUAAUAGAAUAAUUGUCAACCUAAAAUAUUGUCAUAUAAUCAUAAAUACAGUUCUGUAUGAAUAGCCUCUAAAAUAUAUGUAAACAGACCAUAAAUAUCUCAAUUUUUGUUUUCUUGGAAAGCUGAGAGUGCUAUUAUAUGAUACAAUAUCAGUACUUGUUGCAUUUACAACUUGUCUAAGUCCUAUCAUCUACUGAUUUCAGCCAGUGUAUGGCUGUGGAUUGUCUGCAUUGUUUCAAUGGAAAGUUGGCAUAUUGGUAGUUAAUUUGAAACAUUCAUGAAAUAAUUCCUCUAAAACUGUCUGGAUAGCUAGCUAACAAACAUACAGUGCAGAUAAAUUCUUCAAAUGUAUUAUUUUACACUAUCUUAUCACAGCACUAGCAAACCACGGUCGACCAACUCCCUGACCAAAAUGGCUGACCUUUAUCCCAUCAUAAGAAGGUGUGUGGUACACCAGUGUAUGGUACAGCAGGGAGAGUGAGUGUGUUUGUGUUUAUGUGUGUGUGUUUUUGCAUGAGCGAGAGUUGGUGUGUGUGUGUGGUGGCAGGAAGAGGGCAGGUCCUCCUCUUACAGAGGAUAAUGAACUCCUCUGCACUGUAUUAUCCCCCACUGUCCUUUGUCUGGUGCUGCAGUGGCACAGGGAGGGAGCCCCAGGUUGAUGGAUGUCCUCUGGAUCUCUCUGGCUCUCCCUGCCUCCAGGAGAGCGCCUCCACACUGCAGUGUCUGACUGUCUGGGCAACAUGAUGCAGGAGAGACCAGGGAGGGACACAUGGAAAUGAAGGAGAGAUGGGUAGAGAAAUGGAAGAGAGAUGGAGGGUAUUAUGAAAAACAGAUAGAGUAGCAGCCAGCCACCCCCCAUCCUCUUUCUCAUUUAGGUCACUAACAGUGCAAGUAGGGAAAGGAUCCCAGACUGUUGAAGAAGGCUUCCGCAUGCUUCGGUUCGGCUGGCGCCUUGCCAGCCGAACCGAUAAGGCGAACCGAACGAGUAUGCUCGCAUAUUCCCUUAAAAGACCUUUGCUUGAAAAACGAGAAAAAAUAGUACUGUUUGUGCAUCUUGAGACGGCGUAGCCAGUAUACACUUCCUCAAAAUAGUCCAAAUUAAUCUAAGAUAACUCAAGAAAUCUGUUAUUCAUUUGGACGUUUUUGCCGAGGAGAUCUUAGUCGCACAAUCCAACUAAGAUGUUAAUUGCAGUAUUUCUCCCCAAAAAUUUUUUUGCAUGAAAACGAGUCGUCUUUUGUUGAAUGACAACAAACACUUAAUUGAAGAAUCCCUACUGUUGACCAAUCACCGACGAAGGGGCGUAGACCUUUUGUGUGCACGGAAAACCCCUUGCCAAAGACCAAAACGAAUACAAACGUCACAAAAUGUUGUCAUAAUAUAUACACAAACUGUUUUGGAUGGGAAGCAUGCGGACGCCUUUAGAGGAAGGCUUACAUGAUCCACUAUUAGCCUGAGUUACCUGCCGCACCACCUUACAGGCUUCUAGAUCUUACUGUACGGUACUGUACGAGUCAGAGAGCUGGAGCUCAGCCCAAGCUGACAGGCCACCCAUGCAGAAGGCUUAGGCUUAGUGGGACUGGCUGACUCUUACGAUCUGACCGUAGGAGAAAUCAGGACCUGCUUACCUGGAUGGAAGUGUUGAGUGUUGCCAUUCACACUGUUGCUGGGCAGUAUGCCCUACUGUAUAGACUAGCUCACUUAUAAUAGUGAGAUGUAGCAGGCAGUUUUCUGCUAUCCUACUACUGAAUCUUAUAGAUCUGAUGAAAGAGAUAUAAAUAAAAUAUUUCUAGGUGCUGUGAGUAAGCGGUGCACUCUAGGUAGAUGCUGUCAUAAUACUCUUUGAAAAGCUGUCUCUGCUGUCUCUGCACUUUUAUACAGGACAGCCACAGUUUCAGAUGGAGGGUUCUCUCUCACACGUGCUAGCGUAAUUUAUUCACUUUCCAUUGGAAAAACAUCUGUAGAAAUAUACCUAUAAUACUGUACGUUGGAUCUCAUGACACAACAUAUCAUGAUUUCUAGCACCACAUGUAGGAAGACUUCUAGUAGAAAUUCAGAUUAGUAUUUCGGCUAGACAUGAAUAUUAUAUUAUAACAGCGUUUUGAUGCUCAAAGAGCUCAUUUUAGACUUAACUUAUUCAUUUGCUUAGCCAAAGUCAUCAAAAUUCCUUUAUGCGUUCUCCAGGGAUGAACAUGCUACAGAAGGCUAUGUAGCUAUGAUCAUGUCUCAGUGACAGCACUGGCUGUGCCUUCUCUGUGUGCUGUUUGGAACAAAUGCAGAGAAUGUAAUGAGUAGGUGGCAGGGUAACCUAACGGUUAAGAGUGUUGGACCAGCAACCGAAAGGUUGUUGAUUCGAAUCCCCGAGCAGACUGCGUGAAAAAUCUGUCUGUGCCCUUGUGCGAUGCACUUAACCCUAAUUGCUCCUGUAAGUCACUCUGGAUAAGAGCAUCUACUAAAAUGUAAAUGUAGAGUGAUCCAUAAUAAAUACAAAUCACUUUGUUUGAGUGGAUGCAGACAGUACACUGUGAUGUAACAAUAGUGCCAAUGUCCUAAUAUUAAUUGUAUAUCGUUUCUACUCGUCUAGUUGUGGGUUAAUUUAAAUAGACCAACUAAUUAUGAGAGAUCUUGCUGGUCACUGGAUCCCCUGGUAGCACAGCUCUGCUGUUUGCCCUGUCCUCUGGUGUGUCAUUGCUCCUCUGGUCCUCCUGUCCUCUGGUGUGUCAUUGCUCCUCUGGUCCUCCUGUCCUCUGGUGUGUCAUUGCUCCUCUGGUCCUCCUGUCCUCUGGUGUGUCAUUGCUCCUCUGGUCCUCCUGUCCUCUGGUGUGUCAUUGCUCCUCUGGUCCUCCUGUCCUCUGGUGUGUCAUUGCUCCUCUGGUCCUCCUGUCCUCUGGUGUGUCAUUGCUCCUCUGGUCCUCCUGUCCUCUGGUGUGUCAUUGCUCCUCUGGUCCUCCUGUCCUCUGGUGUGUCAUUGCUCCUCUGGUCCUCCUGUCCUCUGGUGUGUCAUUGCUCCUCUGGUCCUCCUGUCCUCUGGUGUGUCAUUGCUCCUCUGGUCCUCCUGUCCUCUGGUGUGUCAUUGCUCCUCUGGUCCUCCUGUCCUCUGGUGUGUCAUUGCUCCUCUGGUCCUCCUGUCCUCUGGUGUGUCAUUGCUCCCCUCCUCUGGUGUCAUGCUCCUGGUCCCCUGCCUGGUGUGUCAUUGCUCCUCUGGUCCUCCUGUCCUCUGGUGUGUCAUUGCUCCUCUGGUCCUCCUGUCCUCUGGUGUGUCAUUGCUCCUCUGGUCCUCCUGUCCUCUGGUGUGUCAUUGCUCCUCUGGUCCUCCUGUCCUCUGGUGUGUCAUUGCUCCUCUGGUCCUCCUGUCCUCUGGUGUGUCAUUGCUCCUCUGGUCCUCCUGUCCUCUGGUGUGUCAUUGCUCCUCUGGUCCUCCUGUCCUCUGGUGUGUCAUUGCUCCUCUGGUCCUCCUGUCCUCUGGUGUGUCAUUGCUCCUCUGGUCCUCCUGUCCUCUGGUGUGUCAUUGCUCCUCUGGUCCUCCUGUCCUCUGGUGUGUCAUUGCUCCUCUGGUCCUCCUGUCCUCUGGUGUGUCAUUGCUAUUCUGGCACCUAGCUACUGUAGCUCUCAUCACCAGCCUGAUGAGUUUUCUCUCCCAGCUCUCGCUCCUGCAGAUUCCAUCUAUCUUUCUCUGGUUCGCUUCCUCUCUCAGUGACAGGGAUCAUCAGUCUAUCCACUGACUGUCCUGUCUCUUCUCUCUUCUCCUCCUCUCUUCUCCUUCUCCUCUCCUCUCCUCUCCUCUCCUCUCCUCUCCUCUCCUCUCCUCUCCUCUCCUCUCCUCUCCUCUCCUCUCCUCUCCUCUCCUCUCCUCUCCUCUCCUCUCCUCUCCUCUCCUCUCCUCUCCUCUCCUCAGCCUCUAAACGUUACGCUCGCUUCUCCUCUCCCCUUUAGGGUCAUGUGGUGUGAAUAGUUAUACCUAAUUUCCACCCCCUUUCAUGUACUUAGUCUCUCUGUAUAUCAAAUGUUUAUCCCUGACUCUCUUAACUGGAGGGCAGUAUAGGCGUCAUCCUGUCACUGGUCUAUAGAGAAGACCUAUAGCUGGCCCUGGUGUGAUGAAAACUCUGAUCCACAGUGACAGGUCCCGUUACACCUCCUCCUACAGCACAGUACCAAAGGUCACAGUAGAACCACCCUGCUCUUACAGGUCACAGUAGAACCACCCUCCUCCUGCAGGUCACAGUAGAUCCACCCUCCUCCUACAGAACACUACCUACAGGUCACAGUAGAACCACCCUGCUCUUACAGGUCACAGUAGAACCACCCUACUCCUACAGGUCACAGUAGAACCACCCUGCUCUUACAGGUCACAGUAGAACCACCCUCCUCCUACAGGUCACAGUAGAACCACCCUCCUCCUACAGGUCACAGUAGAACCACCCUGCUCUUACAGGUCACAGUAGAACCACCCUCCUCCUACAGGUCACAGUAGAACCACCCUCCUCCUACAGGUCACAGUAGAACCACCCUGCUCUUACAGGUCACAGUAGAACCACCCUCCUCCUACAGGUCACAGUAGAUCCACCCUCCUCCUACAGGUCACAGUAGAACCACAGGUCUUCAUGAUCAGUGUUUUUAAAACUAGGACAAAUUGGAGAGCAUUACCACACCUAGGAUCUAAGAUAAUUCCAUCAGCUGAUGUUAAGAACUUGAUGCACCCACUAAGAGGACCAUGUCAUUGUCACCGUGUGUUGAUGCAGGUGACCCUAGAGUGCAGGUAGUGGAGUGUGAGUGAUGUAACAGGAAGUGCAGAGUAUGAGUAUGGACUAAUGCUUCAGCUUUCUUCACAUUGCUGUAUUAAAGUAUGGUGGAGGAGUACUCAUGGAGUGAUAUGGCAUUACAAUAUUGUAUGUUCUGUAUGUGUUUCAGCGAAUGGGGGGGGGGGGGGGGGGGGGGGGAGCGAGUGAUCACGUUGGGGUCCGUUUUUCUUUAUUAGUCCGUUUUCUUGAUUGCUAUUCCAUCACUGUCUGGCGUAUCUCUGACAGAGCAGUCUCCUCCUGCUGUUUAAUGAUUGGGGGAGAGUUCAGUGCACAGGUCACCAUGAUUUGGAUUAGGUUAAUGGAGAUGCUAUAGCAAUUACAGACAGAGUGGAAGCACACGUCACUGGCUCGUUUUAGAAACUUCUGGGAAAAUAACUGCUAGCUUGCCAACACACUAUCAGAUUCAGUAGAGCUAGAUUGUCCCGCUUGAGUAUGAGGGUGUUUUUCUGUCCUCCUCAGAAGUUUAUCUUGAAUCCAUGCAUUUAGAUCAGAUGUAGUGGGGAUGCAUAGUUUACAUGAAGAUGUGUUUGUAUUUUCUCCCUCACGAAAGUCUAGAAUAUGAUCUGCCAUUAUGUGAUAUCUGAGCUGGUUAUCCUACAGAUUUUAACUCCACACCUCUUCUCCCAAUAGUACUGAUGUUUCACAUUACAUGGGUUCCUGUUGAAGCAAAUAUUUCCUCAGGGAGUGUUGAUAAAAAAAAUAAAAAAAAGUGAAAUAUUUCAUAUUCCAUUCGGCAUCCUCUCUUUCCUCUCACCCCCUCAGGUGAGAGCUACGUCUGUGCGUCCGAGAACAUCUACAAGAAGGUUGACUACACAAAGAACGUCAACCCCAACUGGUCUGUGAACGUGAAGGCCUCGGCCAGCCAGAAGAACCUGCAGAGCCUGGCCAGCAAGCAGGCCAGCGAGGCCCGGGAGGGUAAGGAGUUUGUUCGGCCCAAGCUGGUGACGGUGAUGCGGAGUGGCGUGAAGCCUAGGAAGGCCGUCCGCGUGCUGCUCAACAAAAAGACGGCGCACUCCUUCGAACAGGUGCUCACCGACAUCACAGAGGCCAUCAAGCUGGAGAGCGGCGUGGUCAAGAGGAUCUACACACUGGACGGAAAGCAGGUAGGUCACACAUUCACACACAUUGGCACACCUCAACGCCCAGUUCACCUCCAGAAUGCUAGUUGGACUCAGAUAGAAGUCAGACUAAGGUCACAUUCAGCUCUACUACCUCCAAGUUAUUAUACAAACAUCUGAAACAAACAUGAAUCAAAAAUAUACAUAAGAAGUCUCUUGUGUUUAGUUCUGUCACUGUUCAAAUUGAGAGGCAUCCUGACAAUAACCUAUACUAUGGUUUGUUUUGUUGUCCCUAUAAGGUAGUUUCUAUUGAGACUCUAGGGAAUAUCCAAACUGGAAUAAGAGGAUAAAAGCUGGAAUAAGUAAAGAGUAUGUUUAAAUACUGAUGUGAUUUCAAAUCAUUUAAAGAAGAGAAUGAAGUCAUGCUAUGUCAUCCCAAAGACGUUUCCUAUUACCACAGUAAGGUCGAGCUCUAGAUGCUGUGUAGAGAAACCAACCGCUCCACAGCAGCACCAGGAUGUGAAGUUGAGUCCAUGGGUCGGGGGCGACUCACUGACAAGAUGCAACUCUCAUCUGUUUGUUGAGACACACUCACACACCCACCCACCCACCCCUGACCUGACUAAGCAGCCCACCAGUUGGCUGAGGUGGGAUACUUCAUCAGAAAUGUGGCAGAGGGCUCAGAUCAAAGUGCAGCUUCUUCAGAGAGCUGGACUGACAUCAGAAACUCCCACAGCGAUCCAUUGAUCAGUCAGUCAGAAAGGAAGGCAGACAGACAGAAAGAGGGAGGCAGGAGAUCGUCUCCCUUGCUGCCUUGGCUCCCAGGUCUCUACCAGACCUGCAUGGACACAUCCAUAUAGGCUAGUUACUGUUAAUCAAUAUGUGAAUAGACUCUGUUUCAUCAUGAUCUUCAUGACUCAGAUGAGAUAGAAUAGACCGCUACAUCCCAAACAUGAAAAGAACAUUGCCUAUUACAAAGGGUUGUAAUGCUCCAUAAUGUAUAUGAAUAUUUAAAUGGACAAUAUCCAAUGAAUCUAUUUACACUGCCAGGAGGCCACUCAAAGUGCAGCAAUUAGCAGCUGUAAAGACAAAUGGCCAGCUGUCCGUAGGCUCAUAAAGCAGCUUUACAGGCUUUAGGUAGAAUAGAGUAGUAGAAAUGGAGGUAAUGACAGUGUGAGGGCUCCUCUGAGAGUUUAAAGUGCCUCUACCUCAGCAGCAAGCCUCAGCCCUGGUCUGGCCUGGUCAGCCCGAGACACACAGAGGACACAUCAGGAGGCACAAGCAACCCUGAUGACCUGACAUAUAGAGAGAGGACUUCAUUACACCCACGUCCUAAAGUGUGUUGGCAGUGGUAGAGCGGAAUCUGAUUUAAAAAGAUAGCAUUGUUGAUUUCAUAUCCUUGCUGGGAGCAAAAGACAAUUCUGCCCCGUCAUAAUGCAUCGGACCCUGUUCAUUAGAUUGUCCUCUUCUCCUCUCCAGGCUGUCCAACACUACUCAGUGCUGCAAGAGGCCAGGCUAAAUUAGGCUCCAGUACUAUAGACCCAGUCCAGGCCUUGCCAGGCUGAGUGUUUCCAGCUGGUCCUCAGGCCCACCUCUUUGAUAUGGUUAAACUGACUGCUAAUCCCCCAUGUCUGGACCACUCUGAUUGUAUGAGUCAUCAAACACGCAUCUGGGGCCACGGUCGGCAGGCUAACUAAGGAAAUCCCCCUCUCUCUCUCUCUCUCUCUCUCUCUCUCUCUCUCUGCCUUUGUGGAGAAGUCAGAUCUCCUCUGCUUUUUUGUUCUCUCUUUCUUUUAGUUCUUCCUUAUUCUUCCUGUUAAUAACGCCCAGAUCUUAGUCAGCAGGGUUUAUCUGAGGGCAGAACUGCAGUGUGGAGAUGGCAGGCUGAUUUGACUUUAAUUCCCCACCCUAGGGCCUCACUGUAUGGCUGCCCCAUGUCACUGUCUCAUAGUACGCCCCUUGAGAUUUCUGUCACUUUUAGCCUAGGCAGCGUUGUGUAUUCUUUGAGGUAUAAGGCCAGCUGUGGAUCAAUAUGGAUAGCAACAUGCUGGACUUAUGUCUGUGCGUGCGUAUAUGCAUGUUUGUGUGUGUACACAAUACUGUACAGGAUUUAUAUUUACAUUCAGUCUCACAUGAAGUCUGAUCAGCAUAUUUCACUGACCCAGUCUGGAGUGGAAAAACAGACCCAAACAGACCCGUGCCGGUUCGGAUCCGAGAGACCCGCUCAGAUCCGAGAGUAGAAAGAGAGCGCAAACGAAACCUCCGACCGGGCGCUGGCAGCGCCAUCAAUGAAUUAGCGAAAGUGAUCCACAGUUACGUGUCGUUAAAUACUGCCUAUAACAAAUGGAAAAUGUUUUGUGUAGGUGUGUGCCUACACAAUAUCCCCAUAAUGACAAAGUGAAAACUGGUUUUUAUAAAUGCACAUUUAUUAACAAUAAAAACAGAAAUAUCUUAUUUACAUAAGUAUUCAGACCCUUUGCUAGGAGACUCGAAAUUGAGCUCAAGUGCAUCCUGUUUCCAUUGAUCAUCCUUGAGCUGUUUCUACAGCUUGAUUGGAGUCCACCUGUGGUAAAUUCUAUUGAUUGGACAUGAUUUGGAAAGGCAAAGUGCAUCCUGUUUCCAUUGAUCAUCCUUGAGCUGUUUCUACAGCUUGAUUGGAGUCCACCUGUGGUAAAUUCUAUUGAUUGGACAUGAUAUGGUCCCACAGUUGACACUGCAUGUCAGAGCAAAAACCAAGCCAUGAGGUGGAAGGAAUUGUCCGUAAAGCUCCGAGACAGGAUUGUGUCGAAGCACAGAUCUGGGGAAGGGUACCAAAAAAUGUUUGCAGCAUUGAAGGUCCCUAAGAACACAGUGGCCUCCAUCAUUCUUAAAUGGAAGAAGUUUGGAACCACCAAGACUCUUCCUAGAGCUGGCCGCCCGGCGAAACUGAGCAAUCGGGGGAGAAGGGCCUUGGUCAGGGAGGUGACCAAGAACCCGAUGGUCACUCUGACAGGGCUCCAGAGUCCCUCUGUGGAGAUGAGAGAACCUUCCAGAAGGACAACCAUCUCUCCAGCACUCCACCAAUCAGGCAUUUAUGGUAGAGUGGCCAGACAGAAGCCACUCCUCAGUAAAAGGCACAUGACAGCCCACUUGGAGUUUGCCAAAAGGCACCUAAAGGAUUCUCUGACCAUGAGAAACAAGAUUCUCUGGUCUGAUGAAACCAAGAUUGAACUCUUUGGCCUGAAUGCCAAGCGUCACAUCUGAAGGAAACCUGGCACCAUCCCUACGGUACAGCAUGGUGGUGGCAGCAUCAUGCUGUGGGGAUGUUUUUCAGAGGCAGGGACUGGGAGACUAGUCAGGAUCGAGGGAAAGAUGAACAGAGCAAAGUACAGAGAGAUCCUUGAUGAAAACCUGCUCCAGAGCGCUCAGGACCUCAGGCUGGGGCAAAGGUUCACCUUCCAACAGGACAACGACCCUAAGCACACAGCCAAGACAAGGCAGGAGUGGCUUCGGGACAAGUCUCUGAAUGUCCUUGAGUGGCCCAGCCAGAGCCCGGACUUGAACCCAAUCGAACAUCUCUGGAGAGACCUGAAAAUAGCUGUGCAGCGACGCUCCCCAUCCAACCAGACAGAGCUUGAGAGGAUCUGCAGAGAAGAAUGGGAGAAACUCCCCAAAUACAGGUGUGUCAAGCUUGUAGCGUCAUAUACAAGAAGGCUCGAGGCUGUAAUCGCUGCCAAAGGUUCUUCAACAAAGUACUGAGUAAAGGGUCUGAAUACUAAUAGUAAAUGUAAUAUUUCAGUUUUUUAUUUUUAAUAAAUUUGCAAACAUUUCUAAAAACCUGUUUUUGCUUUGCCAUUAUGGGGUAUUGUGUGUGUGUGUGUGCAGCUUGAUGAUAAUUAAAUUUUUUUAGAAUAAGGCUGUAACGUAAAAAAAAAUGUAAGGUCUGAAUACUUUCCAAAUGCACUGUAUAUAGACAAUGAAUAGCAAUAUAGUUUGAAACUUAUUUAGAGCAAAAAUGUUAACUAAUAGGCCUAGGUCUAUUCGAGGAGAGAAGCAUUGCUCAAUCCUCUUGCAUGCUGAAUGGCUUAAAAAUAGGCUACUGUGUUGGCAAUGAACUGGUGUGUGAUGAGGUGUAAAUGACAGAGUCAGGCGCAGGAGGUAAAACACCGAAAUCCAGAGUUUAUUCAGUGUGCAUGAAUAAAGCGCAGCAAGCGUCAUAACGAAACUAGCACAAGGGAAAAAUCCACCUUGGCUACAUACAAGGAAAUAGUAGCUCAACUGAGCUACUCACUCUCACAAUGAACAAUCACUUACAAAGGACAAGGGGGCAGAGGGAACACUUAUACACAGACUAAUGAGGGAAUGAGUACUUGGUGUGUGUGUGACAAGACAAGGCAAAUGGAGUGAUGAUAAAUGGAGUGGUAGUGGCUAGUAAGCCGGUGACGACGAACGCCGAAACCUGCCCGAGCAAGGAGGAGGGGCAGCCUCGGCUGAAUUCGUGACAGUACCCCCCCCCCCCCCCCCCCUUGAUGCGCAGCUCCAGCAGCGCGCCGACACCGGCCUCGGGGACGGCCAGGAGGACGUGGCGCAGGGCGAGUCGGAUGGCGAUGAUGGAAUUACCUCAACAGAGAGGGAUCGAGGAUAUCCCUCACCGGGACCCAGCACCGUUCCUCCGGACCGUACCCUUCCCACUCCACGAGGUACUGAAGGCCCCCCACCCGGCGCCUCGAAUCCAGUAUGGAACGGACAGAGUACGCCGGCGCCCCCUCAAUGUCCAAAGGAGGUGGAGGGACCUCCCGCACCUCAGACUCCUGGAGCGGACCAGCCACCACUGGCCUGAGGAGAGACACAUGAAACGAGGGGUUAAUACGGUAAUCAGGGGGGAGUAAUAACCUAUAUGUGACCUCGUUGAUUCUCCUCAGGACUUUGAACGGCCCUACAAACCGCGGGCUCAGCUUCCGGCAGGGCAGGCGGAGGGGCAGAUUCUGGGUCGAGAGCCAGGCCCCGAUCCCCCGGUACAAAGACGGGGGCCUCACUGCGGUGACGGUCAGCGUUGGCCUUCUGACGACGCACGGCGCGUUGGAGGUGAACAUGGGCAGCGUUCCAUGUCUCCUCCGCGCGCCGAAACCAGUCAUCCACCGCAGGAGCUUCGGUCUGGCUCUGGUGCCACGGUGCCAGAACCGGUUGGUAACCUAAAACACCCUGAAAUGGCGUUAGGUUCAUAGAGGAGUGGUGGAGAGAGUUCUGGGCAUAUUCUGCCCAUGGCAGGAACACCAACCACUCCCCCGGCCGGUCCUGGCAAUAGGACCUCAGGAACCUCCCCCUGUGGUCCUCUGUAGCUCAGCUGGUAGAGCACGGCGCUUGUAACGCCAAGGUAGUGGGUUCGAUCCCCGGGACCACCCAUACACCAAAAAAAAUAAAAAUAAUGAAUGCACGCAUGACUGUAAGUCGCUUUGGAUAAAAGCGUCUGCUAAAUGGCAUAUUAUUAUUUAUUAUUAUUAUAUUUUCCCACAUCCUGAUUUACCUGUUCCACCUGCCCAUUACUCUCAGGGUGGAACCCAGAGGUCAGGCUGACCGAGACUCCCAGACGUUCCAUGAACGCCUUCCAGACUUUUGACGUGAACUGGGGAUGUCGGUCAGACACUAUAUCCUCUGGUAGCCCGUAGUGCCGGAAGACGUGUGUAAACAGGGCCUCCGCAGUUUGCAGAGCCAUGGGGAGACCGGGCAGAGGAAGGAGGCGGCAGGCCUUCGAAAAGCGGUCCACAACGACCAGGAUGGUGGUGUUCCCUUGAGAGAGAGGCAGAUCAGUUAAAAAAUCAACACUCAAAUGAGACCAUGGUCGUUGUGGAACUGGUAAAGGUUUUAACUUACCCGCUGGGAGGUGCCUAGGUGCCUUACUCUGGGCGCACACUGAGCAGGAGGAAACAUACACCCUCACGUCCUUAGCCAAGGUAGGCCAUCAGUACUUUUCGGUCAGGCAGCGCAAUGUACGACCGAUACCUGGGUGACCAGAGGAGGGUGACGUGUGUGCCCAGUAGAUCAGACGGUCACGGAUAAGCGCAGGCACGUACUGCAGCCCAGCUGGACACUGUGGUGGAGAUGGAUCUGUGCGUAAUGCCUGCGCUAUAUCCGCGUCCAUCGCCCAUACUACCGGCGCCACAAUGCAUGAGUCUGUCAGUAUGGGGGUAUUGUCUCUGGGCCUCUCCUCUGUAUCAUACAGCCAGGAUAGUGCGUCUGCCUUCACGUUCUUCGUACCCGGAAUGUAUGACAGUGUGAAAUCAUACCGGGUGAAGAAUAGGGCCCACCUGGCCUGGCGAGGGUUCAGCCUCCUUGCUGCCUGAAUGUACUCCAGGUUACGGUGGUCCGUCCAGACGAGGAAUGGGUGUUUCGCCCCCUCGAGCCAAUGUCUCCACACGGUCAGUGCUCGGUCAACAGCCAACAGCUCCCGAUCACCAACGCCGUAGUUCUGCUCCGCCGGGCUGAGCUUCUUUGAGAAGAAGGCACAGGGGCGGAGCUUGGGUGGCGUGCCCGAGUGUUGAGACAGGACUGCUCCCAUCCCAACCUCGGACGCAUCCACCUCCACUACGAACGGUAGUGAUGGAUCGGGGUGGGCAAGUACCGGGGCCGAGGUGGACAGUUCCCUCAGGUUACUGAAGGCCCUGUCAGCCUCAGCAGACCACCGGAGCCGGGACGGCCCACCCUUCAACAGAGAUGUAAUGGGAGCUGCGACCUUGCCAAAGCCCUGGAUAAACCUCCGAUAAUAGUUGGCGAAGCCAAGGAAGCGCUGCACCUCCUUUACCGUGGUUGGAGUCGGCCAAUUACGCACGGCUGCAAUGCAGUCGCCCUCCAUCUCCACACCUGUGGUAGAAAUGCGGUAUCCGAGGAAGGAGACGGACUGCUGGAAAAACAUACACUUUUCUGCCUUAGCAUAAAGGUCAUUUUCCAACAGUCGGGCCAGUACUUUGUGAACCAGGGACACAUGCUCGGCGCGCAUAGUGGAAUACACCAAGAUGUCGUCGAUGUAGACCACUACACCGCGACCAAGCAUGUCCCGAAACACCUCGUUCACAAAGGACUGGAAGACUGAGGGAGCAUUCAUCAAACCAAAGGGCAUCACCAGUUAUUCAUAAUGCCCCGUGGUUGUGCUGAAUGCUGUCUUCCACUCAUCUCCCUCUCGGAUACGCACCAGGUUGUACGCAUUCCUGAGAUCUAAUUUAGUGAAGAAGCGCGCUCCAUGCAAUGACUCAACCACUGACGGAAUGAGGGGGAGAGGAUAACUAAAUCUAAUCGUCUCCUUGUUCAGUGGUCGAUAGUCAAUGCACGCGCGCAGACCGCCGUCUGUCUUCUUCUCAAAAAAGAAACUCGAGGAGACAGGUGAAGUGGAGGGACGUAUGUACCCCUGGCGCAGGGACUCGGUGACUUAUGUCUCCAUAGCCUCCGUCUCUCUGCAUGCGACAGGGAAUACACAUGACUCCUGGGAGGUACAGCGUCUACCCGAAGGUUUAUUGCGCAAUCCCCCGCCCGAUGAGUAGUUGCUUUAUUCUUUUUAUGAUUUAGUUGCUUUAUUCUUGGAGAAAACUUGUGCCAGAUCAUGGUAUUCGGGGGGAAUGCGCACGGUGGAGGCACCGUCUGGACUUUCCACCCUGGUUGCACCAACGGAAACAGCCAGACACCUAACCUGACACUCUCGCGACCACCCUGUGAGAACCCUCUGUGGCCAUGAGAAAGUGGGGUUGUGGAGUGCUAGCCACGGAAUACCUAACACCACAAGGAAAGCAGGAGACUCAAUGAUGGAAAAAGUGACCUGCUCACAAUGAGUCUCCUGUGUGAUCAUGGUGACUGGUACCGUGACAUCCUUUGUCAACCCGGACCCUAAUGGUCGACCAUCAAGUGCUCUGAUGGGGCGUGGAAUGGAUAGGGGAACUAAUGAAAUGCCCUGGCGGCGUGCAAAAGUUUUAUCCAUAAAGUUCCCAGCUGCGCCUGAAUCUACUAGCGCCUUACACUUGGGAACUCUCAUGUAAUCAGGGAAGUAUAUGGGUAUGGUACAGUGCACAGCAGAGGGCACUGAACAAGUGUGGGUGCUCAAUACCUGGGGUGAUGCGAGAGUGCCCUGCCGGCCGCCUCCUGACCCAAAAGAGCGCUGAUGACAACGUGUGGUAGAAUGUCCCUUCGUGCCAUCCGAUUGGCACUGGCGCUGUCGUCUUCCGCUCUCUCGGUGCGCGGUACCACCCAGCUCCACGAGCUCUGGAUCCGCGUUGGUCGGGGCGGGAAAGGGCAGACCUCCUCCAGGACGUCCUCUGGUUGCCAGCAGGUUAUCCGACGAAUUGCCAUGUCCACCAGUUCGGUAAAAGACAAACUGGUGUCAUGGCAGGCUAGCUCCCGUCGGACGUCCUCCCGUAGAAGGCACCGGAACUGGUUGAUCAGGGCCCGCUCGUUCCACCCGGAUCCUGCUGCCAGAAUCCAGAACUCCAGCACGAACUCCUGUCCUGUCCUCGUCCCCUGCCUCAAGUGGACCAGCUGCUCACCCGCCUCUCGACCCUCAGGUGGGUGAUCAAAAACGCCCGAAAUAGGCGGGCGAACUCACUGUAGUCCUCCAACGCGGCUCCUCCUUCUCUCCAAACCGCGUUGGCCCACUCCAGGGCUUUCCCCGAAAGGCAGGAAAUGAGGACAGACACCUGCUCUCGAUCUGAUGGCGCCGGCCUGACACUGGAGCAGUACAGCUCCAGUUGGAGAAGGAAUCCCUGACAUAGAUCCGGCAUCCCAUCGAACGCCCGUGGUCGAGAUAUCUGGAUCCCUCCGGGUGCUGUGAUGUAGGUGGCUGGAUCCGGUUGGCCAGCUGGUCUCGACGGAUCGGUUCCUCUUCUCUCCAGGCAUUGAACGACCUGAAGAACCCGAUCCAUCGCUUCCCCCAAGCUGGCCAGCAUAGUGGAAUGUUCCUGGACCCUUGCCACUAUUCCAGGCAUGCGCUCCUCUCCUGCUGACUCCAUAGGGGUGAGUGAUUCUGUGAUGAGGUGUGAAUGACGGAGUCAGGCGCAGGAGGUAAAACACAGAAAUCCAGAGUUUAUUCAGUGUGCAUGAAUAAAGCGCAGCAAGCUUCAAAACGAAACUAGCACAAGGGAAAAAUCCACCUUGGCUACAUACAAGGAAAGAGUAGCUCAACCGAGCUACUCACUCUCACAAUGAACAAUCACUCACAAAGGACAAGGGGCCAGAGGGAACACUUAUACACAGACUAAUGAGGGAAUGAGUACCAGGUGUGUGUGAUUGACAAGACAAGACAAAUGGAGUGAUGAUAAAUGGAGCGAUAGUGGCUAGUAAGCCGGUGACGACGAACGCCGAAACCUGCCCGAGCAAGGAGGAGGGGCAGCCUCGGCUGAAUUCGUGACAGUGUGAGAAAGUUUGAAUGGCGACGUGUAGCGUAGCUCUGGUGUGAUGUGAUCACAUUGGCCAAAUUGAUACCUUGCUGCACUGAUGCAUUGCAAACGUAAAAAACAGGCAGAGAGAAAUGUAUUAAUUAAUCAAUUCACACAACAAACUUGUUCCAAACAAAUAAUUGAGGGAUUGUGGCAGGACAAUAUUUCGCAAUUGGUGUGAACGGCAUCAUAAACGAGAAAUGUGCUCGUAUUUUUGUUUCUCAGAAUUGUUCUGACGAAAAUAACGUACUUGGUUAGAAAGGGCCUUUACCGAAAAUAGGCCUUUUACAACAUUAAAUCAUGACGGGAGCGUUUGAUUCUUAUUAAAGAGAGAGUCCAGACAUGCUACUUUAGGGAACUUUCUGAAUGGACAUAGGCUAUAGACUGAGAGAGAGAAUCAGCGAACCAGCUUAUGUCAGACACGAGCAAAUAUGUGUCCUUUCCUUAAAACGUAUUAAAAAACCUAGGCCUACCUUAGGCUUUCUGAAAGUAGGCUAUAAGAUAAUGAAUUGACAAGGACAGUAUGAAGGGGAGAGAGACAAUCCAUUAAAAUAGAAACAAAUACACGCAACAUGUCCUAAGCCUAUUUAUCAGCGUUGGUUAGUCUAUAAAUGUAAGAAAAUAUUCCGUAUCAAAUCAUACCAUGCCAGGUUGGAUAGGAUUGGUGCAUUGUCCAUUUGACACAACAUUAGCACAUUAUAGGCCUCAGAGCCAGAACAACCUUGUCGACUGAUGUUGAAUAAUUAAUGAAUAGUCAGACCUUUUUUAAAAGAAGACCAAUUUAUUUAUUUACUAGAAAGCAUUGAAAAUGUGCAUUGUAUAAAAGAAAGUCCACACAAUUCUUUUUAAACUGAAGUGCCAUAGCCUGUAGAUAGGCUAGUGCUUCUACGCCCCCGGGCGGAUAGCUGCUGGAGCAUCAAACCACCGUUGGAAAGAGGAGAUGUAGACAGUUUAAAAGACAGACUAAGUUAGCAAAAUAAUUGCUUAUAAUCAUUAGUAAACACUCCUGCGAUUAGGUAAAGUGUAUCUACAUGAAAAUAAAGUUAAUAAAAUAAAAUAAAUGAAUGUAGGCCUAUUUAAACGAUUUUGUUGGUUAUUUUAUUUUCAUGGCGGUCUUCAUCCCGUCAGCUACACUGUUAUUCAAGUAAUAAUAAUAAUAAUAUGCCAUUUAGCAGACGCUUUUAUCCAAAGCGACUUACAGUCAUGCGUGCAUACAUUUUUGUGUAUGGGUGGUCCCGGGGAUCGAACCCACUACCUUGGCGUUACAAGCGCCUUGCUCUACCAGCUGAGCUACAGAGGACCACCACAUCCAUACCUGCAUGAGAAGUACAGUAAUAAUAUGCCAAACCUCUUUAGCGUUUAUACAAAAUGGGGAUGUUUUUCCUGAAUGAGAGGCGGUGUCAGCUUAAAGGCACUAGACCUUCUUUUGGUUUGAAUCUCAGAUCUGUUGUCUCUCUCUCUGUCUCUCUCUUUCUAUCUCUCUCUGGGUCUCUCUUCUCUCUUUUUCUAUCUCUCUUGUCUCUCAUGUAUCUCUGUCUCUUUUUUAUAUCUCUCUGUCUUCUUUCUUUCUCUGUUCUUCUUUUCUAGUCUCUCUGUUCAUUUCUUUCUUUCUUAAUCUCUAUCGUCCUCUCUGUCUCUCUUCGUCCUCUCUUUAUCUUCUCUCUCUCUUCUGUCUCUAUCUCUCUCUGUCUCAUGCUCUCUUAUCUUCUAUAUCUAUCUACUCUUCUUUCUCUCUCUCUCUCCUCUCUCUUUCAUCUCUAGUUCUACUUCUCUCAUACUAUCUCUCUGUCUCUCUUUUCUAUCUCUCUUCUCAUCUAUCUCUCUCUCUUCUUCGUCUCUCUCUUGCUCUCUCUUCUAUGCUCUUUCUCUCUUCUCUGUCCUCUCUUUCUAUCUCUCUCUGUCUCUCUGUCUGUCUCUACUUUCUCUCUCUCUUCUCUCUCUCUCUCUCUCUCUCUGUCUCUCUUUCUCUCUCUCUCUUUAUCUCUCUGUCUCUCUGUCUCUCUAUCUCUCUCUGUCUCUCUCUUUCUAUCUCUCUCUGUCUCUGUCUCUCUGUCUUUCUCUUCUCUCCUUUACUGCUAGGACUGUUGCUGCAUGCUAUGAAUGUUUAAAUAAGAUGUAUUUCACACACUGAUUUUAAUGCUGGCUGUAUGAUUGCAUGUGCCAUAUGUACAAUACAGUUUGAUGUGAUAUGAUUGUACAUGUCAUCUGUUAUUAUAAUAUUUUACAUCAGUGAAACCCACACGUUUGCCUUUGGUCUGUGUGUUACCCAGUACGCUCUUAAACCCACAUGGCUCUCAGAUGCCAUAUUGUGUAGCACUAACAAACACACUCUAACCAUGUGUUCACCAGCCUAAUCAAAGUGUAUUAUAAUAUACAGUGUGUGUGUGUCUGUCUCAGAAUGUGUCUCCAGUCCGGAGGUUCAUUGUAAUGCACAGACACGUAGGGUUCACCUCCGGUUCUGGAGUGAUGAAACAGCGAUGAGAGUAGUAUUAGGGCUCUCUUUGUGUGCUGAAGCAGGCGAGGCAGGGUGGCUAAGCUAGCUGCAAACUGCAGGCGAGGCAGGGGUGGCUGCAUACUGCAGGCGAGGCAGGGGUGGCUGCAUACUGCAGGCGAGGCAGGGGUGGCUGCAUACUGCAGGCGAGGCAGGGGUGGCUAGGCUAGCUGCAUACUGCAGGCGAGGCAGGGGCGAUGUGCUGCUGGUGAUAUGGUAGGGGGAGUCUUGAUGCAGUGCCAGCCCCUCCCUGAUCCUGCACCGUUCCUCCUCUUCCCAUUCCACACACCGACAGCUGGUGUGACUGGUUGCUAGGUGACCACAUCCGAAGCACAAAGAGAGCCCAGCUGGUGUGGACUGGUCUAUCAGUCACCACAUCCUCUGUGUGUGUGUGUUUCAAUAUCAGCUGCCAUGUAUGCAGUGCUUGACUUGGACUGAAAUAGGUGUCAGUACUCAUUUUGGGUGCAGGUACUGUUUAUAUUUAGCUGCACAAUACUUUUGAGCUAAUAUUCUAUAAGAGGAACAGGAGCUCAAGCAGUAGCUAUACAAUUUGAGGUGCUGGUACUCAGCUCCGGUGAGCUCCUGCCCAAGUCAAGUACUGCAUGUACAGUGGGGAGAACAAGUAUUUGAUACACUGCCGAUUUUGCAGGUUUUCCUGCAUGUAGAGGUCUGUAAUUUUUAUCAUAUGUACACUUCAACUGUGAGAGACGGAAUCUAAAACAAAAAUCCAGAAAAUCACAUUGUAUGAUUUUUAAGUAAUUAAUUUGCAUUUGAUUGCAUGACAUAAGUAUUUGAUACAUCAGAAAGGCAGAACUUAAUAUUUGGUACAGAAACCUUUGUUUGCAAUUACAGAGAUCAUACGUUUCCUGUAGGUCUUGACCAGGUUUGCACACACUGCAGCAGGGAUUUUGGCCCACUCCUCCAUACCUUCUCCAGAUCCUUCAGGUUUUGGGGCUGUCGCUGAGCAAUACGAACUUUCAGCUCCCUCCAAAGAUUUUCUAUUGGGUUCAGGUCUGGAGACUGGCUAGGCCACUCCAGGACCUUGAGAUGCUUCUUACGGAGCCACUCCUUAGUUGCCCUGGCUGUGUGUUUCGGGUUGUUGUCAUGCUGGAAGACCCAGCCACGACCCAUCUUCAAUGCUCUUACUGAGGGAAGGAGGUUGUUGGCCAAGAUCUCGCGAUACAUGGCCCCAUCCAUCCUCCCCUCAAUACGGUGCAGUCUUCCUGUCCCCUUUGCAGAAAAGCAUCCCCAAAGAAUGAUGUUUCCACCUCCAUGCUUCCCGGUGGGGAUGGUAUUCUUGGGGUUGUACUCAUCCUUCUUCUUCCUCCAAACACGGCGAGUGGAGUUUAGACCAAAAAGCUCUAUUUUUGUCUCAUCAGACCACAUGACCUUCUCCCAUUCCUCCUCUGGAUCAUCCAGAUGGUCAUUGGCAAACUUCAGACGGGCCUGGACAUGCGCUAGCUUGAGCAGGGGGACCUUGUGUGCGCUGCAGGAUUUUAAUCCAUGACGGCGUAGUGUGUUACUAAUGGUUUUCUUUGAGACUGUGGUCCCAGCUCUCUUCAGGUCAUUGACCAGGUCCUGCCGUGUAGUUCUGGGCUGAUCCCUCACCUUCCUCAUGAUCAUUGAUGCCCCACGAGGUGAGAUCUUGCAUGGAGCCCCAGACCAAGGGUGAUUGACCGUCAUCUUGAACUUCUUCCAUUUUCUAAUAAUUGCACCAACAGUUGUUGCCUUCUCACCAAGCUGCUUGCCUAUUGUCCUGUAGCCCAUCCCAGCCUUGUGCAGGUCUACAAUUUUAUCCCUGAUGUCCUUACACAGCUUUCUGGUCUUGGCCAUUGUGGAGAGGUUGGAGUCUGUUUGAUUGAGUGUGUGGACAGGUGUCUUUUAUACAGGUAACGAGUUCAAACAGGUGCAGUUAAUACAGGUAAUGAGUGGCGAACAGGAGGGCUUCUUAAUGAAAAACUAACAGGUCUGUGAGAGCCGGAAUUCUUACUGGUUGGUAGGUGAUAAAAUACUUAUGUCAUGCAAUAAAAUGCAAAUUAAUUACUUAAAAAUCAUACAAUGUGAUUUUCUGGAUUUUUGUUUUAGAUUACGUCUCUCACAGUUGAAGUGUACCUAUGAUAAAAAUUACAGACCUCUACAUGCUUUGUAAGUAGGAAAACCUGCAAAAUCGGCAGUGUAUCAAAGACUUGUUCUCCCCACUGUAUGUACUGUAUGUUCAUUGUACACUGUCUGGGUACGUGUGUGUGUGCUUUGCAUAAGCAUUUGACAGUGUGUGUAAGAGCGAGCGGGAGAGUCAGAUGCAUGGGGCCAGCUAAUUGCAUGUUAUAAUAUGGCAAUUAGUCCUUGAAUGCAGACUUCACCACUGUUUAUUGCUAUGUGAAGAUAUAGCACCCCCCCCCCCCCCCCCCCCCCCCCCCCCCACCCCCCACCAGCCGCCGCACCCCUCCUUCGCUGUCAGUGAGCAAAUCGCCCCCAUUUUCCCCUCAACAGCCUGCACAUCCAGACCCAAGGAGAACAGUGGCGGGGUGAUGGGGUACAGGAUGCAUUCUCCAGUUUAAAAGACAGAAAAUUGGGAUCUGUUUUAUAUUCACUGCAGGAGAUAAUUAUUCCCUGUGUCUAAAAAGCUGGAGUGAAUUCCUUCAUUCGCCCUCAGCGUCUUUCCAGGGUACAUUAGGGAGGAGAGACUUAUUUUCCUGGCAGCCAUUUUGUCCGUAUUUCUUCCUAAUAGCUGUGUUCAUGGUUGGCUCAUAACAGCAAGUUCUGGCAAAUUGUCGAUCAGAUUCUUUGUGACUUACACCACAAUCGUUUUCUAAUAUUUGCUGUAUUGGGAGUAGCUCUCCAAUCUUUCUUGAAAUCAUCUAUUCAUUAAAGGAAGUGAUGAGUACACUGUAUUAUAGCCCUCUCGCUUUAGAAUGUUCGUUAUUGCAUCAAGGUCCUGAGCUGAGCUUGUCCAUAUGUCUUGUAAACGAAUUUCCUACAAAGAGGCUCUAUAGAUGCUAAUUAGCACUCAAUUCAAUCUCAUACAUCCAUGUUCCCUGCACAAGGUCAUGCUGCAAUUGUCUCAGCACAAUAGACCCCCCCCAUCCAGUUUGGCCAGUGAAUCACAGUGGAUAUUCACAAAAUAGGACAUUGUACGAUUUAGGUACGUAUGCUUCAUGUUUAAAUGUUCCCAGUUUGAAUACCUGAAAAACUGCCUUUCUCUGGAUAUUGCAGGGUUCUUUCUGUCUGCUCCUCCGAUCAGGGGAGGGUUUGCAUGGCAUGCAGCGGAGGCGGUUGUCAUGGCAAUUUACUCCACAGUGAUGGACUCCGUGUCUGUGACAAUGGCUGUGCAGCAAAAUACGCUGAGUAUGCUCUUUACAUUCUGUAACGGAACUAGCCGCAGAACUCUUAACCUCUCACCUACCCCCAACACACAUUCACAUUCACAAUCAUUCCUUCCUCCAACCCCGCCUCGCUGGUACAGGAUUUGAGAGAGAGCGAGAGAGAGAUGGAUGAGCUGACCAAGGGGCAUGGCUCAAAUGAUAAAGCAUCCUGACUGAACAGACAUUGCUGCAGGCAUCCGGUGCUGCCCUCACCCCCCACCCCCAUAUCUAGCCCACAUCAACAAGUGACCACAACCUGGGUGUAUGAGCAGAAUAAAUCUAAUAACACCAGAGCCACAUCGCCAGCCUGGCUGUCUCCAUGGAGAUUUCAUGGAGGCAGCAGUGUGUGCCUCGGAAGCAUUUGGAGCCCAUUAGUGACAUCACAGCUGUGAUGUGUGACCCUGGGGGCCUCUGGAACAUCAGGCACCAGCUGGCCCCCAUAACUCUGCAGAUCUGACUGCCCGGCUGACUGCCCGGCUGACUGCCCGGCUGACUGCCCGGCUGACUGACUUCUGUUUUACUACUGCUGCCCUCAACACCGUUGAAGCACCAAGCAUGGGCCAAUCAGAGAUCUGUAAUAGGUACAGGAUACACAUGGUCUACACCGUCCAAUGCAACAACAAAAAUAAAUAAUAAAAAAGAUAAGAACACGAACAUAAAGUAAAUAAAAUAAGCAUUUUAGCAUCAGUAUAAUACAGGAAGGCACAAUUUAUAGUCCAAUAUUUACCCGUGUUUUUGGGAAGGGGGGAUUGGGGGGCAAGUGUAGCUGGUGCUUAAGGAAGAAAGGUUAAUGGUGAUGACUGUUAAGACCAUGUUUAAUUAUAGUGGUACUGACCAGUGGACAGAUAGUAACGACAAUGUAGUGAUUUGAGCAUGGUUGGUCUGUGUGGGUGUGGGGCAGGGCCAAAAGCCAUGGUUGUGAAAUACCAGACCCAAGAAUGUUGUCAUUACACAUCCUAGUCUUCUUCCUUUUCCCCUGGUCUCCCUGGGUGGUCUGCACUCAACAGUUCUCUCCUGUCCCUGAGUCUGUGAUGAUUGUGACCACUCCUUACGACCUACAUUAUUUCUCCUUAUAUGGAAGAAAACAAGCUGGAUAUAAAUCAGAACAUCUCCUCUAGACUUUUUAAUUGGAUAGAUAACAAGGCUAGAAAUAAAGAAUGCGAAGCGAGGCAUUCUGCAAGACCAGACUCAUGACCCAGUAAACCAUCUGAAGGCAUAUCACUUUGUUUUGUCCCCCGCAAACAACUGUCAUUAUUUGAACAAAAAUAUUUUUUUCAGGGAUUUCUUUGACUUGUGUGUAUUUAUUUUGAGUACUAUGCUGGGAAUGUUUCAGUGUCAUUACAAUCUCAACCUAAAUAAAUCCUGGCAGCCUCAGUCCUCUCUGGUCCCUCUCUGCCUGAUGCUCUCUGCCUGAUGCUUCCUGAUACACAGGACCAACUAAAUUACCAGAGUGCACAAGGAGAGAGGGAUGGGAUGGGGGAGGGAGGAUGAUAUGCAGUCCUUGGUACUGACCCUGUUCCCAACCUCCCUAACACACUCUUCCAGGCUCUACCCUACUGCCACUCUGUACCUCUACAUAGAGAUAAGGAUAGGAGUUCAUUUGACCUCACCAGCAAGAGGCUCUUCAGUCAGAGAGAGAAGGUCCAAUAUCCACCUUGUCAGGGCGUGUGUAGGUGUGGUGUAGGAAAUCAGAUGCAGGACGCAGACGGUAGGUUCCAAAAGCUGUAUUCCGACCCAAACACAGGCAACAGGGCAACAAAGCCCAACAGCUAAACUACGCCCAAGGCGUGUAGGCAAAAUGCGCACAAACAGGUGCGACAAAAUAUGUAGUGCACGAAACAAGUGCAAACGAGCUCCAGCGCAGUGGAGAGAAAUAUGCUCAACCGAGCAAACACGACACUGACGAAAACAAUCACACACAACACAAGACAAACACAACGAGAAACUUAUAGGAUACUAAUCACGUAAAACAGAAACAGGUGUGACACAAACAGACAAAAGCAAACGAACAUGAAAACAUAAAUCGGUGGCAGCUAGAAUUCCGGAGACGACGAACGCCGAAGCCUGCCCGAACAAGGGAGAGAGGCAGCCUCGGCCGAAACCGUGACAGUACCCCCCCCUUGACGCGCGGCUCCAGACGCGCGCCGACUCCGGCCUUGGGGACGACCCGGAGGCCGCGGCGCAGGGCGCGUCGGAUACCCCCGAUGGAAUUCCGUCAGGAGCGACGGGUCCAAGAUGUCUCUCCUCGGCACCCAGCACCGCUCCUCCGGACCGUACCCCUCCCACUCCACUAGAUACUGAAGACCCCCUCUCCGACGUCUAGAAUCCAAGAUGGAUCUCACGGUGUACGCCGGUGCCCCCUCGAUGUCCAACGGGGGCGGGGGGGUCUCCAAGAUCUCAUGUUCUUGGAGCGGGCCUGCUACCACCGGCCUGAGAAGGGACACAUGGAACGAGGGGUUAAUACAUUUAUACUCCACUGGCAACUGUAAUCUAUAACAAACCUCGUUCAACCUUCUCAGGACUUUAAAUGGCCCUACAAACCGCCGACCCAGUUUCCGACAGGGCAGGCGGAGGGGCAGGUUUCUGGCAGAGAGCCAGACUCGAUCUCCAGGUGCGUACACAGGCCCCUCACUGCGGUGUAGGUCGGCGCUCGUCUUCUGUCGACGUAUGGCACGCUGCAGAUGGACGUGUGCAGCGUUCCACGUCUCCUCCGAGCGCCGCACCCACUCAUCCACAGCGGGGGCCUCGAUCUGGCUCUCAUGCCAUGGUGCCAGAACCGGCUGGUACCCUAAAACACACUGAAAAGGGGUUAGUUGGGUGGAGGAGUGGCGAAGAGAGUUCUGUGCCAUCUCAGCCCAGGGCACAUAUCUCGCCCACUCCUCCGGCCGGUCCCGGCAGUAUGUUCUGAGAAACCUGCCCACAUCCUGGUUUACGCGUUCCACCUGCCCAUUACUCUCCGGGUGGUAACCCGAGGUGAGACUCACCGAGACCCCCAACCGCUCCAUAAAAGCUCUCCAGACUCUGGAGGUGAAUUGGGGACCCCGGUCAGCCACAAUGUCCUCGGGCACCCCGUAGUGCCGGAACACAUGAGUGAAUAGUGCUUCGGCGGUUUGUAGGGCAGUAGGAAGACCCGGCAUGGGGAGCAAACGACAGGCCUUAGAGAACCGAUCCACAACGACCAGGAGUGUAGUAUUCCCUUGAGAGAGGGGAAGGUCAGUUAUAAAAUCCACCGAGAGGUGGGACCAUGGUCGUUGUGGAACGGGCAGGGGUAGUAACUUACCCCUAGGCAGAUGUCUAGGCGCCUUACACUGGGCGCACACCGAGCAGGAGGAAACAUAAACCCUCACAUCCCUGGCCAACGUAGGCCACCAAUAUUUGGCACUAAGACAGUGCACUGUCCGGCCGAUACCCGGAUGUCCAGAGGAGGGUGACGUGUGAGCCCAAUAGAUCAAUCGAUCCCGACACUCGAGCGGAACAUACUUCCGACCCUCCGGGCAUUGUGGUGGACUAGGGUCGGUGCGUAAUGCCCGCUCGAGCUCAGAAUCGAGCUCCCACACCACCGGUGCCACUAGACACGACUCCGGCAGUAUGGGAGUGGGCUCCACGGACCUCUCCUCCCCGUCAUACCGCCGAGACAGUGCAUCUGCCUUACCGUUUUGUGACCCAGGGAUGUAGGUGAUCUUAAAAGAGAAACGGGUCAAAAACAUACUCCAUCUAGCCUGUCGAGGGUUCAGCCUCCUCGCUGCCCGGAUGUACUCCAGGUUACGGUGGUCCGUCAAAAUGAGGAAAGGGUGUUGAGCCCCCUCAAGCCAGUGCCUCCACACCUUAAGGGCUUGGACCACAGCUAACAGCUCCCUGUCCCCUACGUCAUAAUUUCGCUCCGCCGGGCUGAGCUUCUUGGAAUAGAAGGCAACGGGGCGGAGUUUAGGUGGCGCGCCUGACCGUUGGGACAGCACGGCGCCAAUACCGGCUUCAGACGCGUCCACCUCUACCUGAAAUGGUAAAGAGGGAUCCGGAUGCGCCAGCACCGGAGCCGAGGUGAACAGGUCCUUCAGCUUCUUAAAAGCCCUGUCCGCCUCGACUGACCACUGCAGACGCACCGGGCCCCCCUUUAAGAGAGACGUGAUGGGAGCUGCCACCUGCCCAAAACCCCGGAUAAACCUCCGGUAGUAAUUCGCAAACCCCAAAAACUGCUGCACCUCUUUCACAGUGGUUGGUGUUUGCCAAUUACUCACGGCUGACACUCGGUCUACCUCCAUCUUCACCCCUGACGCAGACAACUGAUACCCCAAGAAGGAAAUCGACUCCUGGAAAAACAGACACUUCUCUGCCUUCACAUACAGGUCGUGCUCCACCAGCCUCCGCAACACUCUGCGCACCAGGGCCACAUGCUCGACACGGGUAGGUGAGUACACGAGGAUGUCAUCUAUGUACACCACCACUCCCUGUCCCUGCAUGUCCCUGAAGAUCUCAUCCACGAAUGAUUGGAAAACUGACGGAGCAUUCAUCAACCCGUAUGGCAUGACGAGAUACUCGUAAUGGCCCGAGGUGGUACUAAAGGCUGUUUUCCAUUCAUCAUCCUUCCUGAUGCGCACCAAGUUGUACGCGCUCCUGAGAUCUAAUUUCGUGAAGAAACGCGCCCCAUGCAACGACUCAGUCAUGGUCGCAAUCAGCGGGAGUGGAUAACUAUACUUCACCGUAAUCUGAUUGAGACCACGGUAGUCGAUGCACGGACGCAACCCCCCAUCCUUCUUCUUCACGAAAAAGAAACUCGAGGACGCGGGGGAAGUGGACGGCCGUAUGUAUCCUUGUCUCAGUGAUUCGUCUAUGUAAACCUCCAUAGCUUUCUUCUCCUCCUGAGACAGAGGAUACACAUGACUCCGUGGGAGCGCAGCUCCUGCCUGAAGGUCUAUCGCACAAUCCCCCUGCCUAUGGGGUGGCAAUCGCGUCGCCCUCGCCUUACUAAACGCGAUAGCCAGAUCCCCAUACUCAGGUGGAAUGUGCAAUGCGGGCACCUGGUUUGGACUUUCCACCGAGGUAGCCCCUAAGGAAACGCCCAAACAUCUACCCACACACUGAGUAGACCACUCCUUCAGAGCCCUCUCCUGCCACGAAAUAACGGGGUUAUGGGUACUUAACCAGGGCAUGCCCAGCACCACCGGAUACGCAGGAGAGUCAAUCAGAAACAGUUGUAUUAUCUCCUGAUGACUCCCCUGCGCACACAUCCUAAGUGGCGCCGUGACCUCCCUGAUUAAGCCCGUACCCAACGGACGACUAUCUAGGGCGUGAACGGGAAAAGGAACUUCCACAGGGAGAAGGGGAAACCCUAACUCUAAACAAAACUUCUUAUCAAUGAAAUUCCCAGCCGCGCCUGAAUCUACCAGCGCCUUACACUGGGAAUGAGGUGCCACCUGCGGAAAACACACAGGCAUACAAAAAUGGGCAACAGUGAGCUCUGGGUGACUGGGGCGCCUACUCACCUGGAGGGAAUCCCCAGUGCGGGACCUGUCGUCAUCUCCCCGAGGAGGCCAUCCCCAGCACCUAGCCGCGGUGUGUCCUCCCCGACCACAGUUGGUGCAGUGGAUGGACCCCCUACUCUGCCGACUCCUCCUACCUCUAGCGCCAGCGCCCCCGAGCUCCAUAGGACACGGCUCGGGUGCGCUGGAGGAUGGAAUGGACGGACCCCCCUCAGGACGUCCGCGGGUAGCCAAUAGGUUAUCCAACCUAAUUGACAUGUCGACCAGCUGGUCGAAAGUGAGACUGGCGUCCCGACAGGCCAGCUCCCGACGGACGUCCUCUCUGAGGCUACAUCGGUAGAGAUCGAUGAGGGCCCGAUCAUUCCACCCUGCAUCUGCCGCUAGAGUACGGAAUUCGAGUGCGAAUUCCUGGGCACACCUCCUCCCCUGCCUAAGGAAGACCAGACGCUCCCCCGCCGCUUUCCCCUCCGGGGGAUGGUCGAACACCGCCCUAAAGCGGCGGGAGAACUCGGUGUAGGUAAUGGUCGUGGCGUCGAUCUUCCUCCACUCCGCGUUGGCCCACUCCAACGCUUUACCGGCCAGGCAGGAGAUUAGGGCGGACACGCUCUCAUGCCCUGAAGGUGCCGGAUGGACUGUGGCCAGGUACAGCUCGACCUGGAGCAAGAACCCCUGACACCCAGCCGCUGUCCCGUCGUAAGCCCUCGGGAGAGAUAGACGGACUCCUCGAUGUUCCGGUGCUGGAACGGGCGGGCUGGCCGAUGGUGCUGGCUGGGCGGGCGGUGGUGGAGGCGAACCCCAGCCUCGGAGUGUGGAAAUAACCUCCUGCAGGGCGUUCCCCAUCUGCAGGAGUUGCUCCUGCUGAUCCCGAACCUGGGCUUCCAGUCUUGUCUGGGCUGCUUCUGCUCCUGCUGAUUCCAUGGGGGGUGUGUGAUUCUGUCAGGGCGUGUGUAGGUGUGGUGUAGGAAAUCAGAUGCAGGACGCAGACGGUAGGUUCCAAAAGCUGUAUUCCGACCCAAACACAGGCAACAGGGCAACAAAGCCCAACAGCUAAACUACGCCCAAGGCGUGUAGGCAAAAUGCGCACAAACAGGUGCGACAAAAUAUGUAGUGCACGAAACAAGUGCAAACGAGCUCCAGCGCAGUGGAGAGAAAUAUGCUCAACCGAGCAAACACGACACUGACGAAAACAAUCACACACAACACAAGACAAACACAACGAGAAACUUAUAGGAUACUAAUCACGUAAAACAGAAACAGGUGUGACACAAACAGACAAAAGCAAACGAACAUGAAAACAUAAAUCGGUGGCAGCUAGAAUUCCGGAGACGACGAACGCCGAAGCCUGCCCGAACAAGGGAGAGAGGCAGCCUCGGCCGAAACCGUGACACACCUCUAGGCUCCCUGAACAGUGAUUACUGUGAUUACUGUGAUUAGUGUGUGUGUGCGCACCUUUAUUUGUGUCAGCUGUCGUUGCAGUAAUUAAUAAUCUAGUGUGUUACACCGAAGAAGGGCUCAUAUGUCUGAGAGGGCAGUUAAAGUGCUCUAAGUCCUAGUAAGUAGUGUGCUCUACUUAGGGUCCUUAGCCCAACUCUGCACACUGAGAGCAGGGGAGAAACCACCCAGAGAGCCAGCUGAAAAGCAUGGUUACCACGGCACUAAACCCGCCACAGAGCUUGUGAGCCAACCUCCGGUGGCACUCACCAUUGACAUCACAGACCCAACAAUACGUGAAGCCUGAAUAUGCUGAUGAGCUGCAUGCAGCUUUUGUCCCCCUGCCCUGUUUACUGUCUGUUUGCUGAAUGACCCAGGCUUGUUGACCCAGGCUUGUUGACCCAAGCUUGUUGACCCAGGCUUGUUGACCCAGGCUUGUCGACCCAGGCUUGUCGACCCAGGCUUGUCGACCCAGGAAUGUCGACCCAGGCUUGUCGACCCAGGAAUGUCGACCCAGGCUUGUCGACCCAGGAAUGUCGACCCAGGCAUGUCGACCCAGGCUUGUCGACCCAGGCUUGUCGACCCAGGAAUGUCAACCCAGGCUUGUCGACCCAGGAAUGUCGACCCAGGCUUGUCGACCCAGGCUUGUCGACCCAGGAAUGUCGACCCAGGCUUGUCGACCCAGGAAUGUCGACCCAGGCUUGUCGACCCAGGAAUGUCGACCCAGGAAUGUCGACCCAGGCUUGUCGACCCAGGAAUGUCGACCCAGGCUUGUUGA